Molecule: messenger RNA, 4880 nt
Organism: Beta vulgaris subsp. vulgaris (sugar beet)
Lineage: Eukaryota; Viridiplantae; Streptophyta; Magnoliopsida; Caryophyllales; Amaranthaceae
Product: regulator of nonsense transcripts 1 homolog
Exons: 29
Coding region: 334-4200 (1288 amino acids)
Biological process (GO): nuclear-transcribed mRNA catabolic process, nonsense-mediated decay
Cellular component (GO): cytoplasm
Molecular function (GO): DNA binding; RNA helicase activity; hydrolase activity
Source: RefSeq, a predicted model, not a curated record
CAAUGAAAUGAAAUACAAAAGCACGUGAGUAGUACGUGACAUCCCUCGCUCUCCCUCACUCCCUCACUCUCUCUCUCUCACCUCAAUUUCAUCGAACUCACACAAACUCUCUCUUUCUCUCUCCUCUUCAUGACGUUUCACAACAACAACAUCAUCAUCAUCCUUUCGUUUCUUCUUCCCCAAUUUUUUCCCCUUUCUACCAAACCCUAACCCUAAUUAUUUUCUCUCUCCUCUCACACUUCUUCCACCAUCGCCAUUCUUUCUUCUUCUUCUCUCUCUCUCUCCUCCAUGCAUCUGUACUAAUCCUUCAACUCAAACCCUAAAAAAUCUGAAAUGGAUUCAAACGCGAACAAUCUCUACGAAACGGCGUCGCAGCCCGACACAGGAAACGACGACGCUUACACUUUCCUUGAAUUCAACACUCAAGGUGGAGGAGAUGAAGACGAUGACUUCUCUUACCCUCAAUUCAACGAACUAUCACAACCAAUUCGUUCUUCUCCUUCUCCUUCUUCGUCUUCUUCCGCUUGGCCUACUCCUUCUGACUCCAUUAUCGCCGCUGAAAUCAAGGAGUCUCAACAGCCUUCUGAACCUCCUUCAUCUUCAUCUUCUGGUGGUCCCACCAAAGGUCGUGGUGGUGGUGGUGGUGUGCAAGGUGUGGCUUCUGCGGUGGAUGCGUUGGCAGCUGGUAUGAGUGGGUUGAACUUCGAGGAGACGGUCGGCGAUGAAGAUGGAUUUGUUGAUCAGUUUGGGAAAGGAGUUGGGGAUUUUACCGAACAUGCUUGUAGGUAUUGUGGUGUUCAGAAUCCUGCUUGUGUUGUUAGGUGUAAUGUUCCGUCGUGCCGUAAAUGGUUCUGUAAUUCCAGGGGGAAUACUUCCGGUUCUCAUAUCGUCAAUCAUCUCGUUCGAGCUAAGCACAAGGAAGUUUGUCUUCAUAAAGAUAGCCCAUUGGGAGAGACAAUUCUUGAGUGUUAUAACUGUGGUUGCCGUAAUGUUUUCCUACUUGGAUUUAUAUCUGCCAAGUCCGAGAGCGUAGUCGUUCUUCUGUGUAGGGAACCUUGUCUGAGUGUUAAUGCAUUGAAGGACAUGAACUGGGAUUUGAGUCAAUGGUGUCCACUAAUUGAUGAUCGCUGUUUCCUUCCUUGGCUUGUGAAGGUUCCUUCUGAGCAAGAGCAACUGAGGGCCAGGCAGAUUAGUGCGCAGCAAAUAAAUAAGAUAGAAGAGCUAUGGAAAACAAACCCUGACGCAUCUUUGGAGGAUCUUGAAAAGCCUGGUGUAGAUGAUGAGCCUCAGCCUGUUGUUUUGAAAUAUGAAGAUGCUUACCAGUAUCAAAAUGUAUUUGCCCCACUUAUUAAGCUUGAAGCUGAUUACGACAAAAUGAUGAAGGAAUCUCAGAGUAAAGACAAUCUCACAGUGCGGUGGGAUAUUGGUUUAAAUAAAAAGCGCAUUGCAUAUUUUGUUUUCCCUAAGGAGGAUAAUGAACUGCGUCUUGUGCCCGGUGAUGAGUUACGGCUACGUUACUCAGGAGAUGCUGCUCAUCCUGCUUGGCAGUCAGUUGGUCAUGUGAUUAAGUUGACUGCACAGGAGGAGGUCGCACUUGAACUCCGCGCAAGUCAGGGAGUUCCUGUUGAUAUAAACCAUGGUUUCAGUGUUGAUUUUGUUUGGAAGAGUACGAGCUUUGAUCGAAUGCAGGGUGCAAUGAAAACAUUUGCAGUGGAUGAGACUAGUGUUAGCGGGUACAUUUAUCAUCACUUGCUGGGCCAUGAAGUUGAGAUGCAAACUGUUCGAAAUACUUUGCCUCGUCGAUUUGGUGCUCCAGGCCUUCCAGAGCUCAAUGCAUCUCAGGUUUUUGCUGUAAAAAGCGUACUGCAGAAGCCCAUUAGUUUGAUUCAGGGCCCUCCUGGCACUGGAAAAACUGUAACCUCUGCUGCUAUAGUGUAUCACAUGGCCAAACAAGGUCAAGGACAGGUGCUGGUAUGCGCACCAAGUAAUGUGGCCGUGGAUCAAUUGGCUGAAAAGAUAAGUGCUACUGGUUUAAAGGUUGUUAGACUCUGUGCAAAGUCAAGGGAGGCUGUCAGUUCCCCUGUUGAGCAUCUCACACUUCAUUAUCAGGUUCGGCACCUUGACACGUCAGAGAAGAGUGAACUUCACAAAUUACAGCAACUGAAGGAUGAACAAGGAGAAUUGUCUAGUAGUGAUGAGAAAAAAUACAAAGCAUUGAAACGUGCAACAGAGAGGGAGAUAGCUCAGAGUGCUGAUGUCAUAUGUUGCACUUGUGUUGGUGCUGGAGAUCCCCGACUUGCAAAUUUCAGAUUCCGUCAGGUACUCAUUGACGAGUCUACACAAGCUACCGAGCCUGAGUGUCUCAUACCACUGGUACUUGGAGCCAAGCAGGCUGUUCUUGUUGGUGACCACUGUCAACUUGGUCCCGUGAUAAUGUGCAAGAAAGCUGCUCGAGCUGGACUAGCACAGUCUCUUUUUGAACGCCUUGUGUUACUUGGUGUGAAACCCAUCAGGCUGCAGGUUCAAUAUCGGAUGCAUCCAGCGCUUUCCGAGUUUCCUUCCAAUAGCUUCUACGAAGGUACACUCCAAAAUGGUGUGACAAUUAAUGAACGACAAUCAACGGGAAUUGAUUUUCCUUGGCCUGUACCAAACCGCCCAAUGUUCUUCUAUGUUCAGAUGGGACAAGAAGAGAUAAGUGCUAGUGGAACAUCAUACCUUAACCGCACAGAGGCUGCGAAUGUUGAGAAGAUAGUUACUUCGUUCUUGAGGAGUGGUGUGGUCCCUAGUCAGAUCGGGGUUAUAACACCUUAUGAAGGACAACGGGCAUAUAUCGUGAACUAUAUGUCAAGAAAUGGUGCUCUCAGGCAGCAACUUUACAAGGAAAUUGAGGUGGCAAGUGUAGAUUCUUUUCAGGGAAGAGAGAAGGAUUACAUCAUUUUAUCUUGUGUUAGGAGUAAUGAACACCAGGGUAUUGGAUUCCUCAAUGAUCCUCGUAGGCUCAAUGUUGCACUGACACGUGCCCGUUAUGGUAUUGUUAUCUUGGGGAAUCCUAAAGUUCUGAGCAAGCAGCCACUUUGGAAUAGUUUAUUGACUCAUUAUAAGGAGCAUGAGUGUUUGGUUGAAGGACCUCUUAGUAACUUGAAGCAAAGUAUGGUUCAGUUUCAGAAACCAAAGAAGAUUUAUAAUGAUCGCAGACUAUUCUAUGGUGCAGCAGCUGGUAUUCUGCCUAACGAUAGUUAUACACCAGUUUCGUCGACCGGCCCAAAUGCUGAUAGACGAGGUAGUCGUGCUAGAGGCUACAUGCCACCGGGGGCCCCCAACGGUACACACAAACCAGCAGUGCAUCCUACUGGAUUCCCCAUGACUCGAGUUCCUCUUCCUCCUUAUCAUGGUGCACCACCAUCUCAGCCGUAUGCCAUCCCCUCUCGAGGUGCUGUACAUGGUCCCGUUGGAGCAGUUCCUCAAGUCCCUCAGCCUGGUAGCCGUGGUUUUGGUGCUGGCCGUGGCAAUGCUGCUCCAAUUGGAAGUCAUUUACAACACCAAGGCUCACAGCAACCUGUUGGAAGUCUUGGGCCUAGUUUCAACUUUCCAUUGGAAAGUCCCAAUGGCCAACCUUCUGUUGGUGGUCCAUUGUCACAACCUGGUUUUGUUUCUAAUAUGCCUGUUCAAGGACCUAGUCAAUCUUUCCGUGAUGGGUUCUCAAUGAGUGGAAUGUCACAGGACUUCUUGGGUGAUGAUUUUAAGAGUCAGGGAUCACAUGUUCCUUACAAUAUUGCGGAGUUCUCAACACAGGCUUCACAAAGUGGAUAUUCUGUUGAUUAUGCUACACAAGGAGCACAGUCUGGUUUUCCAGGAAGCUUCCUGAACCAAAACUCUCAAGCUGGAUAUUCUCGUUUUGGUAGCGGAAGUGAUUUUAUGUCUCAGGAUUAUAUGGCACAUGGAUCCCAAGGUCUUUUUACUCAAGUUGGCUUCAAUGAUCCAUCUCAAGAUGACAACUCACAGGGCCAUUUUGGUGUUGGAAACGCAAACCCCCUUCAAUCGCAGGGCUUGAUGAAUCCUCUGUAUUCCCAGCCCUUUACACACUACAACACACAGCCCAUGAAUUUGCAGAAUGUUCAGCACCAGCAGACCCAGCCUCAGCAGCAGUCUGCUCAGCAGGGCUUGAGCUCACAGAACCAGAAGGUCCACUACAGUGGUUGAAAAAUAUGGGAGUUUGGCCAAAGAUGGGAUAGUCUUCAAUAUCAGCAACUUGGUUUGUCGACCCCCUGUACCAUUGCAAUAUAAUAUAAAUGAAAGCAACAAUUUUUGCCCGGGUGAGGUUACCUAUGAUUUUUGCCACCUCCUCAAUUCCAAAUGUUUUGAAGGAUGAUGAAAGUCUGAAGGAGGACUUUCAGCCGUUGGCUAUGGAAACCCUAAUAUGGCACAGAUGGUCCAAAAUAAGGCUGAGAAGGAAAAGAAUGAUCCCUGUUAUCGGCCCCAAGGUAUUCUCUUGAGAAAAGGCUCAAAAACGAUUUGUUGUGGGAGAGAUCUUUACAUGACAUGGUCUGGUCGGAAGGGUUCGGAAGUGAAAGCAAGGAUAUGGCAGGCGUACAGGAUGAAGGCCCCAUUAUUCAUACAGAAACAGCAAUGAAGUACAGGAUUGUGUACAGCACUGCAGGGAAAGGAUACUAUUUUACCAAACCCUUUCAGCUCUUCCUCACAUGUAAUUAUACUCUACAAUGGUAACAGUCAUAUAUGAAUAGCGAUGAUGGCGAUUAUAUUUGUGUGUUUUGGAUACAUUAAUCGUCUGGUCUAAUACUAGUGUGUAAAACUUAAACGUUGUGAAGUUGGCUUAUUGCUAGUUUUGUUUAGUAAUUCCUCUGCUGUUUCAAAUUGUCAAA